GUGAGGGCCGAGGGCGGAGGGGUCUCGAGGCGGGGAAGGGCGGCCCUUCCCCUCGGCCAGCCAGGGCGCGUGUCUCGGUGCAGCGCGGGUCCCAGCGCUUGGGGCGGGCGGGGUGAACUGAGCGCCGGGCCACUCUGGGCCCGCCGGAUACCCGGCGCCGGGCAGGAGGAAACGAAGAGGCCAUGGCCCCGGGGGUGCCUGCUCCGGUUCCUGUGACAUUUGACGAUGUGACCAUGUAUUUCACAGAGGAAGAGUGGAGCAUCUUGGAGGAGUGGCAGAAGGAGCUUUAUAAGGAUGUAGUAAAGACCAAUUAUGAGAUCUUGGUCUCACUGGGCUUUGCCAUUCUCAAACCAGACUUGAUAACCCAGAUUGAACAAGGGGAAGAGCCAUUCAUCAGAGAUCCAGGACACUUGAACACAAGAGAACUGGCCAGUGGUUCCAGUGCUGAUGAGCAUCCUGACAUGAAGAGCACACAGGGGCAGCUGUCUUCUGGGAAUUCUAGAUCUUCAGGUUCAAAAGAGCAGGAAAACCUUCAAAACCAGAACUCAUCUUGGCUCUUACCAUUCCGUUGUAGUGAGUGUAACAAGGGCUUCACCCAUAAGUCUCAACUAGCCAAUCACAUCAGGGUACACAGAGAGAAGAAGCCCUUCUUCUGCACUGAGUGCAACAAGAACUAUGGCCGGAAGGACCGACUGCUCAGGCACCAGCGCCUGCACACAGGGGAGAGACCCUUCCAGUGCCCAGAAUGUGACAAGAGCUUCCACCAGAAGGGGCAUUUGCUCAGGCAUCUGCCCCUGCACACGGGGGAGAGACCCUUCCAGUGCCCAGAGUGUGACAAGAGCUUCCGAGUGAAAGCUGACAUGAAGGCCCACCAGCGCCGGCAUAGUGGGGAAAGGCCUUUCUCCUGCAGUGAAUGUGGUAAGGGAUUCACCAAACAUUGUCAUCUCAAUGAGCACAUCAGAUUGCACACUGGGGAGAGGCCCUUCGAGUGCCCAGAGUGUGGCAAGACCUUUCGCCUGAAAGCAGACAUGAAGGGUCACUUGCGAAUACACAGCAAAGCCAGGUCAUUCUGCUGCAGCGAGUGUGAUAAGGCAUUCCCCAAGCAGUCCAAGCUCACAGCCCACAUUAAGGUGCACACCAAGAAGCAGCACUACAAGGGCCUGCUGUAUGGACUGAUGGACCUUGACUGGAGUUAAAACAAAACCUCUGGCAUACAAGGGGUGGAUAUCAAAUAUACCCUCCCAGUCAAAGAGUUACAGUGGGAAGGGACUUCAAAUAUCAUCUAAUCCAAGCUCCCUACAACAUCUUUGACCAAUGGUCUUUAGACCUCUGCUGGAGCACCUCUAGGAAACAUACUACCUCAUGAGGCAGGCCAUAUUCCGUCUGGGAUAGCUCUGAUUGCUGGGAAGUUCUUAGAUUGUGCUAGAAUCAGGCUCCCCAUUACUUCCACCUAUUUUUUCAGAUCUUUCUAGAACCAAGCAGAAGCUAAGUACCUUGUUCAUAAGGCAGCUCUUCAACUAUUCAGUGAAGUCUGGCCAUUAAAGUUGGUGAUCAAACUCUGAUGCUGUUUUUUUUUUCCAAAAACAAGGUAUAACUGAGAAUGAGACUAUGUGCCUCAUAAGCUAGCUCUGAAGAAGUUGUCACCUCUUCAGAUGUCACAGUAUCCCUUCCAUUGGCAAAUCCCUUCUCACUUAGCACGCCCUAAAAACCAAAGAAAUUCCUCUUGAAAGCGUGAGAGAGAAGCCUGAAUAUAGACUAGUUUGACAGGAACAGGAACCUUCCUCCUGCCCACCUCAGACCUGUACAGAUGAGGUCAAUGGCCACAUGGGCACUUUGUAGCCCUUGUAUAGUGUAGUCCUGAAUGAAUACAAUUGUGUUUGAGGCAUUGGUUGCUGAGGUGGUUUUUGUUUUUUGCUGUAGUUUUGUUAAUGACACAACCGUAAAUAAAACAUCUCUGAGUUUGAGCUG
This is a messenger RNA of Trichosurus vulpecula (common brushtail), 1968 nucleotides long. RefSeq names its product gastrula zinc finger protein XlCGF8.2DB-like. The record is from RefSeq and is a predicted model, not a curated record. Gene Ontology annotation, molecular function: RNA polymerase II cis-regulatory region sequence-specific DNA binding; DNA-binding transcription factor activity, RNA polymerase II-specific. The transcript is spliced from 4 exons. The coding region runs from base 183 to 1196 and encodes 337 amino acids. NCBI's taxonomy places the organism in Eukaryota, Metazoa, Chordata, Mammalia, Diprotodontia, Phalangeridae. Gene Ontology annotation, biological process: regulation of transcription by RNA polymerase II.